CACGAGCACAUGGGAUUUGGUAAACAUGACGGAGGAUAACAAUUUACCGCAAAAGAGGAAAAAGAAAAAGUCUGCGGAAGAUAAACAUGACACCGAGUCACCAAAAAAGAAAAACAAGACAGAAGAAUUCACAGAGAUUACAUUUAAAUACCUUUUGAGAGAUCCAGCAACAACUUUUUCAGCUUUUGAUAAGUUUUCUGAGACUGCACAGCAGUGGUCACAAGAGCAGGGAUAUGAUAUUGUCGCAAGGUACUGCCAAUCAUCAGCAGAAUGCAGCGAAAUAUUCAAAGUUCUCGAAGCAGGAAAAAGAAAACCAGGCGAGGUGGCAGCUAUAUUUAGAUCGCUGGAGGCCAUAUUGCUCAGGAUUGCAGAUGACCUUGACAAGUUCUCCAUGGUUGGUCAGAACAUCGUCCAAAGACUUUUGUCCUCCCAAAUGGCCACCAUCUACUUCACACUUUUGAUGACCAACAAGUCUGGCCACAUCAAGGUUACCCUCAAGCUGCUGACUGCUAUGGUCAUGUUGGGAGACCGGUCAGCACGAAUGAUUCUUGCUCAAUUUGACUUCAACAAUCCAGUCUUGCCACCAUUAUUGAACCGCAGAGACAAAAAGGAUCCUAAUGAUGUACGUACGUGUCUGCUUCACUUUAUGAUGUCGUUCCUGAUCAUUGGGAGUGAUGAUGUCAUCAAACAGUUGGCGGAGCAAAGAGGUUUCCUUGGUAGCCUGAUACCUGGGCUUCAUGCUGACAGUAUAGGUAACAUACAGAUGGUGACGUCUACUCUGCUUCAUAAGGUUGUCCAGAACCCUGCGAUCAGUAAAACACUGAAGGUCAGGCUGUUUACAGAGUCCAACAUGAGAUUGCUUGGUCAGUUGUACCACUGGACAGGUCCUAGUACAUGGCAGAAGCGGUCAGAAGAUGACCAAAUGGAGGUGGAUGAUACAAGUAAGACAGAGGAUCAGAAAAUCGUAGCAGAUAGCACUCAUCAACUCCUGGUUGAGUUGUGUUCUUCCCACAAAUAUGGAAUCAACUUCUAUGACAAAUCACUGGGCACCUCUGGACAAAACCAAAACCACAUUUUGACAAGUUUCCUGACAUCUCUCACCAGAGUAACAGAAACACCACUGAUUCAGGAACUGGUUAUAAAGACACUUCGGGCAUGCCAAGACCAGCUCUGUCAGUUCCUGCCCUCCAUGUUAUACACCCUGUCACCGCGACCUUCACCUAAGUGGCGGGCUUCCAUGGCAUUUCUCUGCAAGAUUUUUGAAAAACAGUCUGAACCUCCAGCAGCUUUCAAGAUACGAGACAGAGUGAAUGUCCAUAAAUUUGUGGACAUGUUAAUGGUUGAUACUGUACCCCCACAGGAGAUGUUAUAUACUGUGCUGCAGGCUCUCAAGCACAGACAUAUAGUGCCGCGUGACACUGUCUUGGACUUCAUCAAUAUGAUGCUGAAAAGAGCGAUGACUGCCCUGGCCUGUCUGACAGAGGAGAACCUUGGACACUGGUACUCCGAUACAGAGAGGGAAGACAUAAAACAAGAUUACAGGGAAAAGGUCAUCAAGGCCAUUCCUGAGAUCAAAUCUCUGUUAGUGUGCUGGGACAAUGCGACGUCACUUGGUUCUGAGGUGAAGACACUGGAACCUGAGAAUGAUGGCAGUAGAGUCACAGAUGUUGCCUUUGUGUCCCCUCUUCAACACAUGAUUAAGAUACAACAGACACUCUGUCUGUACCAGGACCUCAUGCCCACAGUGCUCGUUGAUGAUCCUGUGAUUAUCUACAAGUUACUGGGUGGGGUUAAAAAAUUGUCACAGACAUCAAACACAGACCUGGUCAAAUCUAAGACUGAUGAGGUGAUGAUGGAGACUAACGAUGGAGGCAACCAAUCAGAAAAAGUCAAUGAUAAUAGUGACCAAUCAGUAACAGCGAAUGGUGACAAUGACCAAUCAGAAAAGUCUACUGAAACCAGUGUCAAAGCGGACCUCAACACAUUUGAUCACAUGCUUCCCCAGUUGUACCUUCUGAAACUGUUGUCUAGGACUGAUGCCCGCAAGCUGCCUUGGGGUAAAGAUAGUCAAGAUGGCCACUCCCUGAUGUACAUAUUACUGGAGAUAAUGAUGGAGGUCAGUUCCCUCUGUCAGACUCACCUGACUGUCACUACAAGGGACCUCAUCUCUCAGUUACUGUAUAGUACGGGACUGUUUGAGUACCACCAGGGGGAGCUCCAGUUGUGGAUCAGACAGUUCAAUCUUUCCAUUAAGAAUCUGACCACAAAUGAAGACAAGAUUGAUGUCAUCAAACUACUGACCCAUGUCUUUACUACCUUCAUCAAGAAUCCCUAUCCCUAUGUCGACAAGGUCAGUGACUUUGUGUCAGAGGCCAUCACCAUGGAGACAACAGGGGGCAGUAACCUUGACAACAUUAGUGUUGGAACUCAUGACAGCAUUAUUGAUGGAAUACUCGACAUGGAUGAGGAUAUGGAGCCAGAGAGUACUUGUGAAUCUGUCGCCACCGCUGUGGAUGUCCAGGACGAUGCCUUUAGGUUUCCCUACAGCCCAAUGGUGGUGAUUGCUCUGGAACACUUGACCAAGGCAGAAAGCACACCUUCUAGUGUUACAAACUACAUGUCUGGAAUUGUCCUCGAUCUUUUCCAUUCCCAAAUACAGCCUCUCCCUCUGGUGUGUAUGCUCAACAGUUGUCAUGGAAAUCAACUAGACAGUGAGGUCAUCAAGUACAUAUUGUCAUGGUUACCGUCAGAAAAGUUGCAGAAAUUGAAGGUGCCUAAAAAGGGUGUACAGAUGUUAUCUAGUAGACCACUGAUGCAAGCCUACAUCAGGAUGUGUGUAAAGUCAGCAGAGGUCCAGGUCAGCGAACUAACAAAGAGUUUGGGGGACCUGGAUGUGGAAGACAUGCUCCUUGUUGCAAGGCAACUGCUUCUUUAUGUUGUUACUGUAGAGAAAACAUGCAGCAAGAUGGGAUCAAAAUCCAGUGAUGUUUUGGAAGUACUUUUAGAAACACUCAAUGAAUUGAUGCAAUUAUGCACAAGAAGACAAGACAUAGUUCCAAAAGAAUGUGACGAUCAGUUGAAAGGUAGUCUUGACCUUUUGCAUGACCUUGGUCAGGACUCAAGGACAGAGCCUCUGUUUGAAAUGCUCCAAACAGUUCUGACACAUCCUGUGCUGCUGCGAUGGUUCCUGUAUAAUCCAGCUGAUAAACUAGAGGAUCCUGCCUACCCUGCCAAAACAGCCAGUUGUCUGCGAUAUCUUGUCACAUCUCACAUGAGCCAGUUCUUCUUAUCCAUUGAGAAACAGAACCUCAGUGAUUUGACACUCGUCCUUAAUAGAUAUGUAGAUAAAAUCAAGGACUUUAUGAACUCAAUCAAGACAGGAAAUGAGCCAAGUUCCACCUACCAAGAAUUGGUUGGAAUGAUCCAGAAUAAUUUGGGAUUAUUUACCAAGUUCUUAGACAAAGAGGCCCAGUUCUCCCUCCUACAUACCGUUCUUUACCUGCCAAGGACAUUACUUAUAAAUCUGUCGUCAGAGUUAUCUCCCUUGGGCAAUUUUCUCAUGAAUCUUCUAGCGGAAAUACAUAGCAACCUGACUGUUCACCACAACAGCCUGGCACUUCUACACAUUCAGGAUUUUGAAGUGUUAGUAGAUAUAAUGUGCAGCAUAGACUCAAGUACUCUGGACAUUAAUUGUCAAAAUCUUCUGCAAUCAUUUCCUCACUUUUCUGUUGCGAUUACCAAGGCAAACAUAUGGCAUCUCCUAAAUAGCUCCUCUGAUGUUCAACAGAAGAUUGCAAUGACUGUGAUUGAGCAUAAUUCAAUGGCCAGGUCACAUCUGGAGGACUGGAUUAUGGAAACAAAUCUUACAAGUGACAAGAAGUUUUGGAACCUCCCUUUACUGACCACCUACCUACAAUGUGUACUGUACAGAAAAGUUGUAAAGACAGAGGUCGUCAACAAAAUCUACAGGGUGUAUGAGGACUGUGUGGGAGGUUUGAUGGACACGUCUGUUCAGCGUCCCCAGAUUACAGGGCAUUUAUGUGAACUGGUUAUCCUGCUGUGUAAGCUCCGUGUUAUAGAUGGUGACAAACAGAAAGACAUUAGUCGGAGCAUAACCACGGCUAUAAAGGCCAAAAAAACAAUCAAGAAGGAUCACAUCAGAGUGCUCUGUUAUCUGUCCUCUUCAACACCAGAAGGUAGCUCUGGGCCAGUCGUCACUGAGGCCCAGGUGUACUACACCUGUAGACGAUGUCUGAUGUACACACUUCAGAAGAAGGAGAGACUAGAUGGGGACAUAGACAUUUACCUACUGGACCUUAUGUCUAAAACCAGUCAGGAUGUGAUCCAGCAGUUGAAGCCAUCUGAGCUACAGAAAGAUUUCUCCUCCUUCGUAAAAGUUUGUCUUCGAUCCCGGUACUCCUUUACCAAUACUCAUAAGAUCCUCAACACACUGGUGAAAGCUGUGUACGCCAAUGGGACAGAACUUGACCUGACUCCCAGCAUGAUCUUCAACAUGGUUCUCAGCCACUCCGCAUUUUUGUCCAUAAUUCUCCAUGAGGAAAGAUCUGAGGUCAAAGAGUGUUUGGUGGACUUGCUGAUUACACUUGUUGAGCUCAGUCCCCAAUGUUGUGACUCGGGACAUAUUGGGAUUUACCUCGGGGCCUACAGGGCCACUCUGUCACAAACAGACCAAAAGCUGUUGAAGCUUCUUCACCUGUAUGAUAAAAAUGAGGUCUCCAUGAAGGAGUACAAGCCAUACCUUUGGGGACCAAAGGCUUCUGAGCAACACUCCAUUAGGAAGUCCAUGGGGUCGUCUCUAUGGAAACAGCCAUCCACAGACCAGGUGUUGGAAUACAUAGACCAUGACCGGCUACAGAGAUCAUUCCUAAAGUUUCCUCUGCUACGGAAACUUCAGCCCGGUUUGCUACAGGACCUGUCGGUCUAUGGGGUAGAUGAUGACCUCUACGACCCUUGCUUUAUCCUGCCAUUGUUCAGUAGUCUGUUGUCCCCAGAAUCGUAUGUGGACUGUCGAAAGUUUGCAGAGACAUUAUGUCUAGGAUACACCAUCGCUGCCUUGAGUUGCCAUGACAGUGGUGUGAGAGGUGUUGCCUACCAUGUUCUGGCUCGGUACCUUCACCAUAUUGAGGGUGCGCGUUUCCCCGAACAACAACAGAUAUUGUACCUGGUCACCCUAAUCAGAGACAGUGUGACACGCCCAAACAGCAAACUGGCCUGUAUCAUCACAAUAUUUCUCGCCAGGAUGGUGUCUCUCAUGUUCGUGCAUGAUGACCACAUGUACAAAGUGAUGAACUACUUCCUGCUGUUGAAACCGGCCAUGGACAUCAGCACAGUACCCGAGUUCUACAAACUGUUCAACAGUUCUGCGUUUGAGUUUAAAGUUGAGAGAUCCUGGAUUUUGAAUUUAUGUAAAGACGGUCUGAGGGAGACACUGGAUUACAAGCUGUUUGAGUCACGCUAUGUCUUUAAACUCUUGCUCAGUUUCCAUGACUCUGGUAUCAGCGACAACUCAACUCAGCUUCAAGUAUUGAACAUACUGAAGUCAGCCUCCGUUCAAAGAACGAUGACAUUUUACCUGGUGAAGCAGCAUGGGAUAUUGAGUUGGUUGACAGGUGUCAUAGCCAGUAACAUUGGUGUAAGCAAGCUGGAUGUCAUCUCUGACAUACUUAGUAGUCUGUGGUUCUCAAUGGUUCGCCACCGAUCUAUCAAGGGAAACAACUCUGAAAUAGAUAAGGACGGGCAGGUCACAAAAUGUUUGCCGCUGGCUAUAUCUAGGGAGAUGCUGACUUGUCUCCUCUAUUUGGUCAAGUGUUGUGGGGAAGAAACAAACCGACAGGUAUAUGCGAAAUGCUUGGAGACUCUUGUGUCUGUGUUGAAUCACCUGAAGGACUCAGUAGAGCUGCUUAAAGACAAGGGCCAUGUGUGUGUUACACCUCUAACUACACAGGAUGUCUGUUGUAUACUACUCAAUUCGGCCAGAAUUGUCAAGGACAGAGUCACAGAAACCACCUGUACUGAGGCCUUCAAACUCCUCAAUCUAAAGACAAGUCAGGCAGGAAGCAAGGGCAUGUCCAGACAAGACGGGAAAUACAAAACAGGUCAAAAGGCCAUUAUUGAAAAAGAAGUUGUGGAAGAAAAAACUGACGACAACAGAUCAGAAGGAAAUGACACAGACAAGAAAGUUGGUCCAUUAAGUGUGGAUUUACUGUUGCAUUGGCAACCAAGUCUACUUGUGUCAUGUCACCCCAGUAGUGAUGGUUUCCAGGUCACAUGUUCUGUUGCCAUGGCAGCAAUUUCAUUCUUAGUUACUAGUCUUCCAUUCGUCAGUAGCAAGACAUUGGUUAGUGUUGUGGAUUGGAUACACCAACAUUUUAAAAAAGGUUCAAAUCUGGACAAACAUUUGAGGGACUCAGAAAAGCAUCAGUUUGUAAGGUGCCUCGUCCAGAUCUAUAAUGUAUUGUACAGUGUCAGUAGAUCUACACAAAGUGGUGACAAGAUUGAUGUAGAUAGUGAUUCUGGCACUACAGAGUCCGUAAAACCAUAUUUAAAUGGGAUGUUGGUGAAUAUGAAUGAGUUGAUGGGUGACAUUGCCAGUCGUGAGGAGGGAGAAAUGUCGACAGUGUGGAAGGACUUCUUCAGCAAUUUGGACACAGAAGGUCUGUGUGUGGAGGAUGUGUCUGUUGAGGUGAGGAGGUAUUUCCUCGGAUGGCCCUCCCCUGGGGACAACCUUGACAGCAAAUCCCAGAAAAUGGCAGUAAAAAGCUCAAAGAAUAAACAAAAGAAGAAGAAGAAAACAGCCAAGGCUUAACUUGGUUCAGUUGAAUUUUUGGUCUGUUUUACUGGACCAUGAGGAAUUGGUGAAGUUGACUAAAUUAAAUGGAAAUGAAAUAGUAAAUUUCUUCCAACAGAAAAAUAAUAGUGAUCAGUUCAGGCUGUUAUAAUGGAGAAAAAUUGUCUUCAUUCUCUGUACAUUGUCCAUGAUUGGUGUAUAUAUGUGUUGUAUACUGAUUGGCCAAUUGCCUAAAGUUUGAAUAAAACUUGAAACUUGAAUGUAAAAAACUCGUUUUGAGACUCUC
Mizuhopecten yessoensis (Yesso scallop) is the source of this 7094-nucleotide messenger RNA. RefSeq names its product nucleolar pre-ribosomal-associated protein 1-like. Gene Ontology annotation, cellular component: nucleolus. Lineage: Eukaryota; Metazoa; Mollusca; Bivalvia; Pectinida; Pectinidae. The transcript is spliced from 33 exons. The record is from RefSeq and is a predicted model, not a curated record. Gene Ontology annotation, biological process: maturation of 5.8S rRNA from tricistronic rRNA transcript (SSU-rRNA, 5.8S rRNA, LSU-rRNA); maturation of LSU-rRNA from tricistronic rRNA transcript (SSU-rRNA, 5.8S rRNA, LSU-rRNA). Bases 26 to 6826 code for a protein of 2266 amino acids.